ACAGUCACAGAGGAAGGAGGACCCAGAGCUGACACUCUCAUAGCAAGCUAUUACACAGCCUCAGAACAACCCCACACACACACACUUAAACACACCUGCGACUCCAGCAGAGUACUCAGACCAGCAACAGAGGAGGACCUUGGCUCAGAAGGUGGUUGACUUUGUUGCCAGGGAAAUGCAUUUAUAGUGCAAAGCGAGUGAGCUGAGCCCGGCCGAGCUGAGAGAGGAUCAUCUGAUAUCUUCUUCAGUUGACAGACAAUUCAGAAGUUAAGGACAGACCAAGAAGAGGAAAGAAAGGGCUGACUAGUCCAAAGGAGACUUAAAUAAACAAAGAAGAGGAGAGGCUUCUAUUUCUGAAGAUGGAACAGUCUCCGCAGAUUUGGCACAUGCAGCUCGCCCCCCAGGACACUGCUGGAGAGCUGAAUAAGAAGAAGGUGUCAGUCGUGAGCCAGCCGGAGUGCUCCAUCUGCUACAACACCUACGACAACGUCUUCAAAACACCCAAGUUGCUUGAGUGCACCCAUACCUUCUGCCUGGAGUGCCUCUCCCGCCUCAUGGCGGUCUCGCUGGCCGACCAGGACGGUAAAGACGCCGGCAAUCGCCUCUCUUGCCCCUUCUGCCGUCACCCCACCACGCUGACGGAGGACGGACCUCCAGCCUUGACAACCAGCCGUGAGGUUCUCUGCAAGCUGCCCAGCCACCAGCAGCAGGAGGAGCCAGUGUGGCUGGAGGGGGAGAAGCUUUGCUAUAAAAGCUCCGUGCACGACGCCGACACGGGCACCCCCGAGAGCUCCAAGGCCUUCUGCAUCUGCAUAGACAUUGGGGCCAACAAGACAGUGGAUGCUCCGAUCCAGACGCAGCCCCGAACUUUUGGCCUGCUGGACCGGCUGGCGGACUGGAAGAGGAUGGUGCUCUUCAGCGUGCUCAUGGUGCUGCUUGUUGUAGUCGUGUUGUGGCCAUUGCAGUGUGUAUUCAGCACUGGGAACAUGCGCUGCAUGCGAGAACGUGUCGAACACCACUCCACCACGAUACCUGCCACUGCUUUCAGCCUGUUGACCAGACCACCUGGUCUGAAAGACUAAACUUACAGGCUGACUGGACUUCACUGUACAUAAUUUGUGCAUUUUUUUGUGCAUACUUUUUUCUAAGGGGACAUUGUAAUUACCACACACAACUGACAACACCUCCUAUUUUAAGAUGUCUGAUUUAAAAAAAGACCCCACAAGGGGACCGACCUGAAAGGGCUGAAAGAAACACAGACUGCACCAAUUAUUUGUGUUAAUGUGUCAUUAUGGCUUGUCAAAAAUUCCCCAAUUGUCUCCAAACCAAACAGAGCUGAUCUGAUCUUCACUUUGAAAGUAUCUGGUUGGGUAAAAAAAUAAAUAAAAUAGUCUCAAAAGAAAAUGAAUGUAAACCCAAUGUGCCACCCACAAACUCAAACUGAUAUCGUACAUGUGAUUUGUGCAUUUUGAUACGUCCUCGUUUACAGCACUGUAAUAAAAAAGUGAGGUAUUUGCUCAGAUCAUGUUUCUGGGAAAUAAAACAUUUGUGCACGACA
This is a messenger RNA of Anarrhichthys ocellatus (wolf-eel), 1558 nucleotides long. It is a transcript of the gene rnf223, whose product is annotated as ring finger protein 223. The transcript has 2 exons. The record is from RefSeq and is a predicted model, not a curated record. NCBI's taxonomy places the organism in Eukaryota, Metazoa, Chordata, Actinopteri, Perciformes, Anarhichadidae. Bases 360 to 1082 code for a protein of 240 amino acids. Gene Ontology annotation, molecular function: ubiquitin protein ligase activity. Gene Ontology annotation, biological process: protein ubiquitination.